Molecule: messenger RNA, 4230 nt
Organism: Fonsecaea multimorphosa CBS 102226
Lineage: Eukaryota; Fungi; Ascomycota; Eurotiomycetes; Chaetothyriales; Herpotrichiellaceae
Exons: 2
Coding region: 1-4230 (1409 amino acids)
Biological process (GO): regulation of transcription by RNA polymerase II; protein demethylation
Molecular function (GO): histone demethylase activity; transcription coregulator activity
Source: RefSeq, a predicted model, not a curated record
AUGCCUACCUCGACCGUUUGGCGCCGCAGCCGCGAUCUGGCAGGCCCCCGGGGUGCGAGCCCUGUACGUCCUUCUGCCGACCUCAUCGAGCGCCUUUCCCCUGAUCCCACUUUCGAAUCCGCUACCCUCGACGCCUCCUCACUACCUCUGCGGUAUUCACCCGAAAGCGGCUACUCAUUACGAGGACUUGGUCUCUCUGAUAUUGGAGCACUCGGGAACAAUGAAUCCACCCUACAACCAGAUCACCUAUACUACGAUCAAGACGGCGCCGCCCACGUUGCGGGCAAGAUAAAAGGUGGCGCGAGUACAAAUUAUGGGCGCUCUAGAGUUGGGUCGCUGGACUGGGCGACUAGAGGAGCCCAUCCUACCUCCGGCUUCCUGCAAGGCAAUCCACGUCUUCAUGGAAAGGGACAUACGCGCUCCGGCUCUACGAUCGAUGACCUUGCGACCGCCGCAAUUGCAACGAGCCCCGUUUUGGCUAGCGCAACCAUCUCUUCUCUUCCCAAGGGAAGCUCAUACAAUGCCACCCGCCCUUCCACCUCCUAUACCCGUCGCUAUAGUCACGAGGGUCCCUCAAAUGGUCCACCGGCGAAACGCAUCAAAUCCGAGCGACUACCCAGCCUCGAGUGGUCACCGCGCGAAGAGAGACCAAAAACCAGCGGUGGCUACAAUGGUACACCCGAUGUGGCCCAUGAAGAUGCCCUUCUAUUACUUGAGCUGAAGAACGAGGUCAAUUUCAAAAAUCAUACCAUUACCCCCAGGCUUGACACGAUGCCUGAGUACCCGCUGUCCACGUCCCCCACCUCUCCCCAGUCCCCUUCGAAGCUACGGAACCUGCAACGGAGCCCGGCCGCACAGUUACAUCAGAGCUUGAAGAGUCGGUCCAGAGAACAGCACAUGUCUGAAGAGGUGUCCAAUGCGAGGGAUCUUUCAAUGGCAGAGGAUUCCGAGUCGAUACACAACGAAGCGUAUAAUGGAAACGCUCCGGAUCCUCGAACAGGAGGGACUGGAGGACCUCACGUCAGUGUUGAUGCUCUACCGCCGGUAUCUGAAGAACCACCUGAGCCUCCAGUUGUCGAGGCGGAGCCACCGCCCAAGAAGCAGCGUCGAAUCAAGCCAGAGCAACAAGCCGAGGUUUGCGCGGCAUGCCAGCGUCUACAACUGGAUACAGUAGAAGAAGAACCUACCUCCACAUUCUGGAUCAGUUGUGACGCUUGCAAACGUUGGUUUCAUGCAGAAUGCGCUGGGUUCAAAACAAAGGCAGAAGCAAGGAGCGUCGACAAGUAUAUUUGCAAAGACUGCGAACCUAUACAUGGGCAAACCACAUACGUGCGAAAGUCGUCCCGUCCCAGGACUGCCAUUGACUAUGCCGGCCUCAACCAGGGUGUGGUAAAGUCAUCUGUGGAGACGUCGACACAUCACUAUAUCCAGCCGCUCAAAGAAGGCAAGAUGAACAUCCUACCAGAUGAUUUCGCUCGAAUCCGGCCAGAAUUGCUUACAAUGGAGUUCAUGGAAAGCUUUGAGGGAUUCAAACGACCCUUUGUGGUACCAGCCGACUGGAAUCCUCGAUUUGGUGUACGGCCUGUACCAGUCGAACGCGACGCGACUCUUCCUGCCAAGGACUCCUCAACCUUCACACUCAUCGACAGCGCCGGGGCAGAAGCAGGUUCUGAUACCGCGCCUCAGCUGGAGCUUGAGGAAGAGGAGGUCAUUGAUUGUGACCAGGACUUACUGGAUAUGGUGAUUCCACGCGACUUGACGGUUCGAAAAGUUGCCGAACUCUAUGGUCUUGAGGAGUCUGUGCCUGUGAUCGAUGUCAAGUCUCAAGAGACCAAGGGCUAUUUCACGCUCCAACAAUGGGCAGACUACUAUGAGCUCGAAGGCGAAAAGCCCGUUCGAAAUGUUAUCAGCCUCGAAGUUUCACACAGUCCACUUGGCAGACUUAUCCGGCGGCCCAAAGUAGUUCGAGACCUCGAUCUGGACGACCAUGUUUGGGAGGCUGAUGCUGAUACCCGGCUGAAAAAGAGGCCAGUAUCGUUCUAUUGCCUGAUGUCUGUUGCCGAUAGCUACACCGACUUCCAUAUUGAUUUCGGAGGCUCUUCUGUGUACUACCACAUCUUGCGAGGGACGAAGACAUUCUUCUUCAUACCGCCGGAAGACAAAUACCUGAAGAAGUAUGAAGAAUGGUGUAACUCAGACUCACAAAAUGAGACUUGGCUGGGAGAUCUCUGUGGUGGCAACUGUACAAGAGUCGACCUUCACGAGGGAGACACGGCUUUCAUUCCUGCGGGUUGGAUUCACUCUGUUUGGACCCCAGAAGACAGCUUGGUGAUUGGCGGCAACUAUUUGACUCGUCUGGACUACGAGAUGCAGCUCAAAGUUGUGGGCAUUGAGAAGGCGACCAAGGUGGCACCCAAGUUCCGCUAUCCGUAUUUCCAGAAAGUCAUGUGGUAUGCUUUGAUUAAAUACCUCGACGAAGAUCCGCUACCGGAAGAGGUGUUGACUGAGUUCCGCGAUGACCCUGACUGUGUGUUCCUGCGAGCAAAUCCGAUUUGGCACGAAGUCGGAGAGUCUGAAAGUCCAGCAGAGCCUGGUGAUCCAGCUUACAAUUCCAGGUAUUACCCGAAGUCCGAGGUGAACGGAUGGCCAGCACUACGAGAUUUUCUGUAUCGGACAGCUCGAAUAGAUGCAGGUCUGCCAGUGCCAGAUAUCACCAAGAAGCAAGUUGAAGCUGUGAAGGCGUCUAUACCCAAGGGACAUGGCGAACCGCUCGAGUUGAUCAAGACCUUCGCAGUAUGGUGUGCAUGGAAGAUCGGUAACACCACCGCGCCAGAUUGGGUUCAUUCGGAUGAUAUUUCAGAGACGGGACAGGCGGAAAAGAUGAAGAAGCCCGAGACAUUUCGUUUGCCUGGAGAAAGAAGUUCGUCUCGAAGAGUUGCGCAAGCGCAGGCUCAGGCUCAGGCUCAGGCGGCACAGGCACAAGUCCAUGCGCAAGCACAGGCUCAAACACGUGCUCAGACGCCAGCUAAGGCGCAAACAUCCCCCGCCAAAGGCGGACCCAAAGGGAACGGAUUGAGAGUUGCCUGUGAACCUUGCCGGAAACGCCGCAUCAAAUGUCGACAUAAGUCGGGUGGUGAAACGCCUCGCCGAACGCCAGAGAUUCGGCCAAGGAGUUUCUCUAGUGCCGAUCACCAUUCCUUAGCGGGUGCUGCGGCGUUCGCCAAUGGCACUUUGGGUGAUGCUGUCUCUCCAGAAGCACGGAUAUCCGACGGUGUUGGAUCGGAAGUUACGCAGUCUGACCCUCAGUCAUCCUCGAAGAAAAGUCGGAGCAAAGCCUGUGACGACUGCAGGAAGAGCAAGCGUCGAUGUGUACACGAUCAAUAUGGGCGUAUCGACCCCGCGAAAGUAGCAGAGCCGUCGAAGCCCCGGGGAUCCACGAAUGCAAAACGCGCCGCACACGCCAAUGAGGAGACUAAACAAACAGAACCGGAGAUUGACAACCUGGAAGACUUGAUUGACCCUGCGCUGACGAACGGCGACGCCUCUCAGUUGACCAAUGAUGUUGAUGAAGAAGCAUUUCAAAUUCAGGGACCUUUGAACAAUGGGAGCCCUGCUGACGAUGACACACACGUCGACGGAGAUGUUCUCAUGACGAAUGGAGUCGGACAAACAACAGGAUCUACGGAUCCCGCCUUGGAGAGUCUGGAGGAAGAAGCAGCACUCAUUAAAAGUGAGCAUGACCCAAAUGUAGGACCGGCCGAUACGAGCUCUUUGAAACAAAACAACAAUCUUUCCACCCCGAAUACGAGUCAAAAUGGUGCACCUGUGAACGGUGAUUUUUCUGGCCCUCACGCUUGGACGCCUGGAUCGAGACAGUCUUCUCGACAACCCAAGCAUGUGGAAAGAUACACGCCCGAAGAUAAAAGAUCGCCCAGCAAACCGUAUCCAAAGACGCAAAGGAACGAUCGACGCGCAUCGAGUGCUGCGAGCGCACACACGAUGGUGACGAGUAUCAAGAGCGAGCGGUCAUCAAGCAACACUUCGGGGACCACACACCAAAUGGCGGGCAUCAUGACCAGCAGACGUAGUGCGUCCCUGGAAGCUUCUGCUCGACCUGUGAGCAGAGGAAGCACAGGCGGAGAAAGCGAUGUGAAUGCAGACGAAAGGUUUGCCAGAGAACUUCAGGCAGCGGAGAAUGGCCUAAGGCGUCGGACGAGUAUGAGGGCUUAG